Molecule: messenger RNA, 3936 nt
Organism: Pieris napi
Lineage: Eukaryota; Metazoa; Arthropoda; Insecta; Lepidoptera; Pieridae
Gene: CenG1A
Product: centaurin-gamma-1A
Exons: 15
Coding region: 265-3108 (947 amino acids)
Cellular component (GO): nucleus
Molecular function (GO): GTP binding; GTPase activity; GTPase activator activity
Source: RefSeq, a predicted model, not a curated record
AUGGCUACCAACGAGGUGGUCUAUUCGUUUGUUAUCGGUGUAUUUCUCGUUAAUUGAUUGUUUACAUUGUUUUCUUUCACGCUUUCUGUCAAUUUAUAUACUUCGCUAGUGUCUGUGUCGUUUUGUUUUAAAAUUAGAACGUUUUAUGGUGUAACAACACGUGAAUUUGUAAGAUUAUAUGCAAUGCAUCAUCCAGUGUAGUGUUGUGAUACCUAUAUGAAUAAUUCUUAUGGUUGUGGUGUGCUGAUUGGUCAUCCUAGCUAAAUGCUGGGGUUUAGAAGCAGUAUGUGCACUCGGCAGCACUCACAGGCGUGCUUAAACACCUCUCUGUCGAUACGGCAAGAGAUUCAAAGAUUCGAGAGCGUUCAUCCGUCGAUUUACGCUCUCUACGACCUUGUGGAACUAGUACCGGACCCGCUGCUCGCACAACAAAUCCGUGAUCAUGUCGUGGCUAUAGAAGAUUCGUUCGUGAACAGCCAGGAAUGGACAUCCGCUCGCGGUGUUACCGAGCUCCGUGUUGGCGUUCUGGGCUCCCCGGACAGUGGAAAGUCAGCGUUGGUGCAUAGGUACUUAACCGGAGCCUACAUGCAGGAAGAAAGUCCCGAAGGCGGCCGUUUUAAGAAAGAGGUCAUAAUCGACGGACACAGUUACCUCCUACUAAUAAGAGAUGAAGGCGGAUCACCUGAGAUGCAAUUCACCGCAUGGGUAGACGCAGUUAUCUUCGUGUUUAGUUUAGAAAACGAAUCAAGCUAUAAUACAGUUUCAAAUUACUUCAACAAAAUGUCACAUUAUAGAAAUUCUGCCGAAAUACCAAUAAUAUUAGUAGGAACACAAGAUGCCAUAAGUGAAAGCAGUCCCCGAGUUGUGGAUGAUAAUCGCGCUCGCAAAUUGUCAAAUGAACUCAGAAGGUGUUCAUAUUAUGAGACAUGUGCAACGUAUGGAUUAAACGUUGAACGAGUGUUUCAAGAUGCAUGCCAGAAGAUUGUAGGUACGCGGUUGUCUGCUUCAUCCCAAUGUCUUUCUGGUUCGAGGCCGGUUACUCCACAACCGCUGGCGAACUCACCAAGCCAUAACCAUUCCACAUUUCUAUAUAAGGACACACUACCACGAAGUCAUCACACAUUGUCAGCAUCAUCACACCACUUACACAGAGGAGCAUCAUCCUUUGACGCAUCUUCAAAUAGCAGCGGCAUAUCCUCUACACACGUAGUUGAAAUUCACAGCACAAAUGGCUCAGAUACCUCAUCCCGGUGGGGAAAUUCUCUGGGCAGCCAUGGUUCUUCAUCUGGCCUUGUUUCCAUAGCAACAGAAAAUAACAAUGUCAAGUACACAACGCAGCACUGUCUCGAUAACCUUCAGUCUAAGGAAUCAAAAGAUCUCCCUACUCCGUCUUCUACUCCAACGACAUCAAGGAAGUCUAGAAGACGAUCCAAUCUAUUCACACCCUCAAAGAAAGGCGAUGACAGGCUGAAGAACGGUGAGCUAGGGUCGGGACGAGCAAUACCCCUCAAGCAAGGCUACUUAUACAAGAAGAGCAGCAAAGCGUUGAACAAAGAGUGGAAGAAAAAGUAUGUGACGUUAUGUGAUGAUGGAAGACUGACGUAUCAUCCGAGUUUACAUGAUUAUAUGGAAGAUGUGAAUGGAAAAGAAAUUGCCCUUCAGUAUGUGACUGUCAAGGUACCAGGGCAGAAGCCACGGGGUUCAAAAUCUAUUAUCACAACAGUCCCCGGAUACAAUGGUUACACCAACUUCGACAUCCAUGACAGCAUUGGUGGAUUAUCAUUGGGUUACAAAGAUAAGCCAACUCGGGCGACGGACAAAGCUCUUAUCUCUGCAUUUGAAGCUAUGAAGGAACCGGCUUCUAGCCGGCAGUCGUUAGCAUCAGAGAUAGAUAUCGCAAAUGGAACGGACAAAGACACUCCACAUGUGAAGAAAAGGCAUCGACGGAUGAAGAGCAGUGGUGUUAAGAAGGAUGAAGAAGAGGGUGAAAAUGCAACAUCCUGUGAAUUUACAAUAGUAAGUCUGGAUGGCAAGCGUUGGCGAUGGGAAGUCUGUGGAGGGAGUAGUCCUGGAGCAGCCGCAGCGGAAAGAGAUGCCUGGGUUGCAGCUGUGGAAGCGCAGAUACUGGCGUCGCUACAAGGACGGACGUCCCGUCAGCCCGCACCAACGGGCGCGAAUUCAACGGGCGACGUACGAGCUACGUACUACAUUAGGAGGGUGAAAGGAAACGACAAGUGUUGUGAUUGUGGAGCUACAGAUCCGGACUGGGCGAGUUUGAAUCUAGGCGUAUUAAUAUGCAUAGAGUGUUCUGGCAUACACAGGAACCUCGGCUCUCAUAUAUCAAGGGUUCGCUCUCUGGACCUAGAUGAGUGGCCUCUCGGUCACGUGAGCGUGAUGGUGUCUAUGGGCAAUACUCUAGCCAAUUCUAUUUGGGAAGCGGAUUUGAGGGGGCACAUCAAACCUAUCGCGGCCAGCAGUAGGGAGGAUAAGGAGCGGUGGAUAAGAAUGAAAUACGAGCGUCGGGCGUUCCUAUCGAGCACCGAAUCGAGCGUCGUGAGUGAUGCGUUGAAGACGGCGUCGUCACGUGGCGUGAUGUCGACGAUCGCCAGGCUGUUGGCCGCGCCGCCGCCGCGAGCCCCUUCCCCCACUGAGAGGUCGCUUGCCUUAAGAGCUGCGUCCGCUGCAGGAAAUUUAUCUGCUGCCCAGCUUCUUAUAUGGCACAAUGGCAACCCCAACUUUCCGGACGCAGAUGGCCACACAUGCCUCUUCUACGCCCGUGCUGCGGCGAAUCAUCUCUCGGGGAUACCGACUCAAUAUCCCAAAAACCUCCAAAUCAUGUGCCCCCUCCACCCCUCCCCUCCCCAAACUUCUGGAAAUACCUCAACUAGCUCCAGCUCGAGUGCGAAAAGCAAGGAAAUCGAAUGUAAUUGCAUAAUUUUCGAACUCCUGAACGCGCAAAGUUCGGCCAACGCGUUAAUAGAUAUACUACUGGGGUUACAAAAUAACCAGUUCAAUUUCGAUGUCGCUGGAGGCUUUGCGACCUUAAGCCGGCCCUCACUUGGCCCAAACCUAUCGCUUACUAACGGGAAAUGUGGCAGCAUUGUAUAAAACACGCGAAACAUACCAAUGAUGGCGGAAUAAAAUGGUAAUUAAAACAAAUUAAAGUUAGUAAUUUUUUUUUGUUAAUCUGUUGUUACGACGAUUAUAAAAAAAUUUACUAGAUUACUGACAUAAAACGCACUAUCGGAGCUCGUAAAAAUAUAUAAAUUAUUUAAUUGGAAUUAUUACACUUCAAUUAACUAAAAAAAACUGAUCAGUAAAAUUAUUUAUUUAUAAUCUGUCGCAUUGCUUCAUAGCGUAAAUAAAGACUAGACUAGACAGUGCAACCUCUCUUAAAAAAUAAAUCAGUCUAAUUACCAUUUUUUGUCUCUUUCUGUUACGCUGUGACGAAAAGAGACAAAUGAGUUGUAACGUCGAAGUAAUAUUUUUAAGUAUUACUACCAUUUUAUUCCUGUUAUUAGAUGCACAAGCUUAAUGUGAGGUUACCAAAACACGAAGUAUACACCUAUAGUGCUAUGUACAUAAGUAUUCUAAAUAGUCAUUUAAAUUUGUAUUUUGAACUAUGCUUAUUUCAAUUGUGCAAUAUAGUGAAAAUGUGUCACACUUCAUAUCUGACCCGCUGGUAGGGAAACCUAUUUUAGUAUUGACUAAGAGUACUUCUACUUAAGAUUAAGAUAUGAGUCUUAGCACUAAGACUUACGUUAAAAAUGUAUUCCAUUUAGACAUACAGAAGUCAUAGAUCGCGCUAAGUCUUACAAAACCAUGCCAUGAUCGUCGAAGCGAAAUAAAAUUGUGGGAAAACACGCCCUUACGUAAGGGAGAGUUCAAGUAUUACGUAACGUAUUUUGGAGGGGCGGGGGGGUUACCUUCUGUAAA